Messenger RNA from Lampris incognitus (smalleye Pacific opah), 4403 nucleotides. Its product is annotated as BCL2/adenovirus E1B 19 kDa protein-interacting protein 3-like. Gene Ontology annotation, biological process: defense response to virus; positive regulation of apoptotic process; mitochondrial outer membrane permeabilization. The transcript is spliced from 6 exons. NCBI's taxonomy places the organism in Eukaryota, Metazoa, Chordata, Actinopteri, Lampriformes, Lampridae. Gene Ontology annotation, cellular component: nucleus; mitochondrial outer membrane; mitochondrial envelope. The record is from RefSeq and is a predicted model, not a curated record. Bases 372 to 1013 code for a protein of 213 amino acids.
AGAAAUGAGUUGGGGAUAUCUGCAAUACGUAAUCCAGUCUUGCAGUUAGAUGGCAAAAACGGGUUGUCAUAAAGGACGGGCUGUCGGUUUGGUUUCGCCUCAUUGCAUAAUUUGAGUCGUUUUUCCGUCUUCGUUAACUGACGUCAUCGCACGGCUGCAGGACGGUCCGGGCAGCCCGCUGUAUCUGGACCAGCUGAGGAAAACGAACAUCGAGACCGCGGCAGUUCUCGUGAUUCCGGUAAAAGGCGACCCGGCUCAGUUUGGGGUUUGUGUUGUUGCUGCGCGCGGCUGUGCGCACGUCUGAAUGUGCGCAGCGGGAGUGCGCUCGUUCCGCUGACAGUCUUACGCAAGCGACCCUGCUCACAGGCACCAUGUCCGACGCUGCUACCUCCACAGAAAACAACGGGGACUCCGGACUUAACGGGUCCUGGGUAGAAUUGGGGUUGAACAGAGACACGACAGCAGGUCAGGCCCCUGGUCUACUGCCCCUUCCCCAGGUGGAGGAGGAGGAAGCAAUGGUCGGAGGAUUGGAGCAUGUCCCCUCCUCAUCCUCCAUUCACAAUGGAGACAUGGAGAAGAUACUUCUUGACGCUCAGCAUGAGUCAAGCCGCAGCAACUCCUCCUGUGACAGUCCUCCCCGACCCCACACUCCCCAGGAUGAUGGACAGAUCAUCUUUGAUGUGGAUGUGACUAGCAGGAGAGACAGCCAAUCGGAAGAAGAUGUCUUGGAUAAAGAGAGGGACAUAGACAUCUUGAUGAAGGACUCAGACUGGGUUGCUGACUGGUCUAGUCGACCAGAAAACAUUCCCCCCAAGGAGUUCCACUUCCGUCACCCUCGGCGCUCAGUAACACUCAGUAUGAGGAAGACUGGAGCGAUGAAGAAAGGGGGCAUUUUCUCCGCAGAGUUCCUCAAAGUCUUCAUCCCCUCACUGUUUAUAUCACACAUCCUCGCUCUUGGACUGGGAGUCUACAUUGGGAAGAGGUUGACCACACCACCUGCAAGCUCUUUCUGAGCUAGAAACUGAAGACGUGCCUGAGAAGUGGCCAUGACUUGUUGGGGGAAUAUUUGCUGUCAUGAAAAUACCCAUCUCCUCCCAACUUUCCCGCUUUCUCUCCCCCUUUCUUAUCCCUCUGCUCCCUCUUGUCCCUACCUCUUUUGCCCUGAGAUAUGACAUGUUCUCAGGAGGAAUGCGUUGCCCCCCUACUCUAUCAGUCUUUCUCUGACUGUCUGUAGAUAAUCCCCUCGACCCCCCUGUCUCCCUCACUCAUUUGUUUAAGCUUUUCAUUCAUUCAAGGAAUGAAUAUGGUCAUAGUCCUCUUCUCCCCAGUAUUGGGUGUAAUUGUUUCAAAGGGUGGGUUUUCUGAGGGGGGCACAGCAUCAAACAAAGCCAAACUCGUCUGCUACACACUAUGCCCACCUCCUUUGAUUACCCGGUAACAGGGGGGAACUUGUCCAAUUAAGACGUAAUAUUGACCUGAGAUUGUGCCACCUACUGCUGUAGCCUGGCUUUUGAUCCCGAAAACGUUCAACCAAAUUUAGCGAGUUGGCUACGCUACCCGAUAAUGUGAGCAUGCCUUUGAAAGUAGCCAUCUUGUUCAUUGCUAUAUAUACAAUGACUUUGUCAUUUCUUAUUUAUUUUACACCAUUGAUGGUUUAUUGACAAGGUUUAAUUGGUGAUUAUGAAAGGAGUUGCCAUAGUGAUCCUCCCAGUUCACAAGCACCCUUGCUUUGCAUUGUGGGAAUCUUUGGCUUUGGCUGCUAGAAAAGGUGGAAGAGUUGUUGGAAGAAUGAAAGUUCGAAUAAGUUCACCUCCUCAUCUGAAUGGACAUUUUCAAAGUGACAACUGGAAGUCAGUGAAUAGAGUGGUUGUAAACUGCAGGCAGACAGUCUAUCCCCUUAACAUACACGUAUAGGCAGUAUUUUGUUGUUGGGUCUUGGAUAACAGCACUGUGGGAUCUGGAAUAGAACACCUGUCUGUUCAUUCUUGUGCAUUGACGUCGUCAUUCCUGUGUGUAACUCUAGCCUCCUGGGUUGUCUGUGACAUAUCAUGGAGCUAUUGUAGAUUGGCCCUUUUAUCAGAUACUUAGCCCUUCACGUGUCUAUAAAUUGCCCUAAGUGAUUUGUGCGUCCUUUCUGUAACUGGGCUCUUACAGACGGUGCUGAAUAUCGAAGAAUAAUAACCUUUCAGUGCUUUCAUUUUGAUAUUGGUAUUACUAUUACCAUCAUUAAUUGCAGUCAUAGCAGUAUUUAUUGUUUGUUUGUACGCUACCUGCGUGAUCCACUUCAGGUUUGGGGGCAUCCGGGUAGCGUAGCAGUCUAUUCCGUUGCCUGCCAACACGGGGAUCGCCUGUUCGAAUCCCCGUGUUACAUCCGGCUUGGUCGGGCGUCCCUGCAGACAGAGACGGAUGGGAAACCGGAUGUGGGUAUGUGUCCUGGUCGCUGCUCUGGUUGGUCGAGGCGCCUGUUCGAGGGGGUGGGGGGGGAAUAGUGUGAUCCUCCUACGCGCUACGUCCCCUUGGCGAAACUCCUCCCUGUCAGGUGAAAAGAAGCAGCUGGUGACUCCACAUGUAUCAGAGGAGGCAUGUGGUAGUCUGCAGCCCUCCCCAGAUCAGCAGACGGGGUGGAGCAGCGACCAGGACGGCUCGGAAGAGUGGGGUAAUUGGCUAAGUACAACUGCGGAGAAAAAGGGGGAAAAAUCCAACUCAUAAAGGUUUGCAAAUGGCUGGAGUUUAUCCCCGCAUUCCUUGGGCAGUAGGCAGAGAGACGCCAUAGUUAUGUCACUUGUUCAUCGGUGGGUCCACACACACAGUCAUGAACACACCAUUCAUACCCCUGGGCAGUGUGUCCAGUUCCAUGUUCCAAGUUCCAUUCAUUUCUUUGGACCAUUGGAGGAACCAGAGUACCUGGAGGGAACUCGCACAAACACCAGGAGAAAACGCAAACACAUGGAAGGGCUAGGAUUGGACCCAGGACCCAGUGAGGCCAUAAUGCUGUCCUCUAGUAGUUCUGAUAAUAAUGGUACCAUUAUUUAAAUGUUAUGAAAAUACCAAUAAUUGUAUUAAAGAAAUCAAAUGUAUCGAAUUCAAAACGAUGGCUUUUACAGAGAACACAAGGGCACACAAAAUUACCUUGAAUAUCACAACGAAGUUGGACUUUUGCGCGAUUAAAUUUUCGUUCAGAUUCAGAAGAAAAAAAUAGGUAGAAUAAAAAGUAAUGGCAGAGGCGUUUACAUUACUGAACAAUUCACAGAGACAACUUUACUUCGAGACUUUCUUAAUCAAGUUCCUGACUGCUGAAAUUCAGCAAAACGUGCAGACAGCCUCCACCACCAGCGACGUGGUGGACAGGCGGAAGGUAUCGGAAAUAGUCUUUCGUUUAACAUCCCUUUCCAUAUAGCCAAUGAUUGGCAACUUUUAGUUGACUAAGGGAGGUCUUAGUAGUUCAUAAACACAGGUUUGAUUCUAGCAUGUGAGUACGAGCACUUCUACAGCAUGUUUGGAAAGCUUGAUUUAGUUCUCAAGCAUAAAUAAGCUUUGUUGCAGUAUCUCUGCAGUCAUAACCAGAGUUUCAUGGUGGGCUGUUCCAUUUAACUCUCUAAAUAUAAAUGCCAUGGCCGCACCGGGGUUAGAUAGUAUUUGCAAAUAAUUCUUAUGAUUUUUAUAGUAUAUAUAUAUAUAUUGAUGUCAGAGUAUGACAUGAGAUGAGUACGACUAGCAGUGUACACAAAAGUAUUUUAAGCGCAGUUUAGUACACUGAGACUGACAGUCCCCUGUCUUGCUUGUUUUGAUGCUCUGAACCCCACACGUCAGGGAGUCAACGGAUUGUUGUUGAAUAUUAUGUGACUAAGGUCUUCCCAUGGUACUAUCGUCUUACUCUUUACACCAUACUAAGUAACUGCCAACAGUGACUGGGCUCCAACCGAACCCUCAGAGAUUCAUCUGUCAACCAUGUGCCUCGCUGUCUGUCCUCCGCUGGGUUUGCUUGGGUUUCAUCGUGCGUAGUUCAGCCGCAGAGAUACUGCAGUCUUUAUGUGCCACCGGGCUCUUUCUGCCUGUGUUUCUAUGUGCAACUUUUGAAAGAAGUGUGCCGGAUUGUUCCUUUUCUGUUUGUUUUGUGGAGCUAGAUCAAGAAUGCAUUGAUCAACAGUUGUAGCUGAAUAUAAAUGCAAUCUGCAUUUUGACUUGAGAUUAUGUUUUCAUUAUCCAGAACAGAGGUGUAAAAAAAAAAGCAGUAUGUUGAGGGCGGCGAGUAAUGCAAAUAAGAAAUGAAAGGCAGUUCCCUCAAACUGCUAUAGCAUAGCACUAGGUAUUACAAUAUGUUUGCUUUUAUUUUGUUUUUUUUCCCCCUUUUCAUUGGAAAAUUGAUAAAGAUUUUGUCAUUAAAGAUUACCUGAGUCAAGCAA